CGGUGCCGGCGGGGCGGGGCGGGCGCGGCGGAGGCGGAGGAAGAGAGAGCGGGAGCCCUGGGAGGCCGGGCGCCGCCAUGGAACUGGGCCCGGAGCCCCCGCACCGCCGCCGCCUGCUCUUCGCCUGCAGUCCCCCUCCCGCGCCGCAGCCCGUCGUGAAAGCGCUGUUCGGCGCACCAGCCUCCGGGGGCCUGUCGCCUGUCACCAACCUGACGGUCACCAUGGACCGGCUGCAGGGGCUGGGCAGUGAAUAUGAACAGCCGCUGGAGGUGAGAAACAGCAGUCUGCAGAGAAUGGGCUCCUCUGAGUCAACCGAUUCAGGCUUCUGUCUGGAUUCUCCUGGGCCCUUGGACAGUAAAGAAAACCUUGAAAAUCCCAUGAGGAGAAUAAGUUUUCUGCCUCAGAAGCUCUUGGGAUGUAGCCCAGCUCUGAAGAGGAGCCAUUCUGAUUCUCUUGACCAUGAUGUCUUUCAGCUGAUGGAGCAGGAUGAGAACAAGGAAAACGAAGCCUUUGAGUUUAAGAAGCCAAUAAGACCGGCAUCUCGUGGCUGCCUGCAUUCUCAUGGACUUGAGGAGAGUAAAGAUCUCUUCACACAGAGGCAGAACUCUGCCCCAGCUCGGAUGCUUUCCUCCAAUGAAAGAGAUGGCAGUGAACCGGGGAAUUUCGUUCCUCUUUUUAUGCCCCAGUCCCCUGUGACGGCCACUUUGUCUGAUGAGGACGAUGGCUUCAUGGACCUUCUUGAUGGAGAGAAUCUGAAGAAUGAUGAAGAGACCCCGUCAUGCAUGGCAAGCCUCUGGACAGCUCCCCUUGUCAUGAGAAGAAUGACAAACCUUGGCAAUCGAUGCAAGCUGUUUGACUCUUCUUCCACAUGUAGCUCCAUCACCCGGACAGUGUUAAAAAGACCAGACCGAUCUCAGGAGGAGCACCUGCCCGUAAAUACGAAGCGGAGAAAGAGCAUGGCUGGGGCCAGUGCCGAAGAGGCAGCCAGUCCAGAGAAGCCCCAGGAGAUUCUACAUCAGUCUUUAUCCCUGGCAUCUUCCCCAAAGGGGACCAUUGAGAACAUUUUGGAUAAUGACCCAAGGGACCUUAUAGGAGACUUCUCCAAGGGUUAUCUCUUUCGUACAGUUGCUGGGAAACAUCAGGAUUUAAAAUACAUCUCUCCAGAAAUUAUGGCAUCUGUUUUAAACGGCAAGUUUGCCAACCUUAUUAAAGAAUUUGUUAUCAUUGACUGCCGGUACCCGUAUGAAUAUGAGGGAGGCCACAUCAAGGGUGCGGUGAACUUGCACAUGGAAGAGGAGGUUGAGGACUUCUUACUCAAGAAGCCCAUCGUGCCUACUGAUGGCAAGCGUGUCAUUGUCGUGUUCCACUGCGAGUUCUCUUCCGAGCGAGGCCCUCGCAUGUGCCGGUACGUGAGAGAGAGAGAUCGGCUUGGUAACGAGUAUCCCAAACUCCACUACCCUGAGCUGUAUGUCCUGAAGGGCGGGUACAAGGAGUUCUUCCUGAAAUGCCAGUCUCACUGUGAGCCCCCCAGCUACCGGCCCAUGCACCAUGAGGACUUCAAAGAAGACCUGAAGAAGUUCCGCACCAAGAGCCGGACCUGGGCAGGGGAAAAGAGCAAAAGGGAGAUGUACAGCCGCCUGAAGAAGCUGUGAGGGCGGCCGUGCCAGACAGCAGCAGCCUGAGGCUCCCUCCGUGCCUCCCCCCUUCCCUCUUUGCUGCAGAGAAACUUGAGCGAAGGGGCCAGCCGCGUGCACGACGUGUGGAGAGAGGACCCGGAGCCGGUGGGCCUUCCCCUGGCUCUGCGCUCCCGGGGUUGGAGCGUCCCGCCAGCUGCACCCCUUCCGUCCCCGUAAGACAUUCUCCUUCUGCCUCGGGACUGGCCGCCAAGGCUGUCACUGCUGUCACUGGCUGCAGCACCAGUCCGAGCACAGAGUCAAGAAGUUCUGACUUCUCACUGCCCGCCGUCGGACAGACCACCUGGGGCCUUACUGGGCACUGUCCUCUCCUGGGGGCGGGUAGGGAGAGUGUGAGAGAAGUAACGGAAGCAGAAAUGCCGUGGUCAGAUGCCAGAGACAGCCUGGGAAGGGAAUGGUCUUGGUGGGAUAACCCGUAUCGUUAAUUUAUUCAACUUCAUCAAUCACUUUAUUUUUUUUUUUUUUUUUUUAACUCCUGGAGACUUUUAUUUAACUGCUUCUUUAAGUCAUAAUACUGCCAUUCUGGGUAGGGUUUUAUCAUCCCAGGGACUACCUCUGCUUUUAAAAAAAAAAAAAGGUUGGGGGAGAAGCGGCAAACUUGUGUUGAGGGACAGAACUAGGAGCUCUGUCACCCCCAGGAGGCACUGUGGUACUGGGCCCGCUGCUAUUUAAAGCCAAGGACUGAGGUACUGGUAGGAACAGGCACUGGACUCAGACUUGGCUACAGGACAUAAGCUAAACCUCCCAGACCUACCUCGAAGGCCACUGAGAUCUAUGGGGGGGGGUGGCCCUGCUCUUCCUCACCCCAGUUCCCUGUGACGCUGGCUGGUAUAGGAGUCCCAGUCAGGAAAGCACUUCAGGCAGCUUCCAUUGGGCCGCCCCCAGAUCAUUGUUGGAAUGUGGUAGUGUAGGUGUCCUAGA
This is a messenger RNA of Callorhinus ursinus (northern fur seal), 2615 nucleotides long. RefSeq names its product cell division cycle 25A (gene CDC25A). Gene Ontology annotation, cellular component: nucleus; cytoplasm. Gene Ontology annotation, molecular function: protein tyrosine phosphatase activity. NCBI's taxonomy places the organism in Eukaryota, Metazoa, Chordata, Mammalia, Carnivora, Otariidae. Gene Ontology annotation, biological process: G2/M transition of mitotic cell cycle; protein dephosphorylation; positive regulation of G2/M transition of mitotic cell cycle. The record is from RefSeq and is a predicted model, not a curated record.